Molecule: messenger RNA, 4158 nt
Organism: Limulus polyphemus (Atlantic horseshoe crab)
Lineage: Eukaryota; Metazoa; Arthropoda; Merostomata; Xiphosura; Limulidae
Product: E3 ubiquitin-protein ligase LRSAM1-like
Exons: 24
Coding region: 206-2341 (711 amino acids)
Molecular function (GO): protein binding
Source: RefSeq, a predicted model, not a curated record
UGCAGUAUGUUGGAAUUGUAAUUCUUAUAGCAAUUUUCAGUUUCAACGAAUUAGCUAUAAUGGAAAAAUAAAUAAUUUAAUUAAACUAUUUUUAUAGUGUGUUUAUUUAGCUUAAUUAUUUAUUUGAAAUGUAAUUAACUACAAAAAAAAUUUGAGGAAAGAAAGUAUUUAUUUCUCAUCUUUUGUGUUGGUGAUUUAAAAAAUCAUGGGUACACAGUGUUCAGUUAUUCAGAUUCAGAAAGAAGCACCAUUAUUUAAAAACAGCCCUGCUACUGAAGAUGUGAAUUACAAAGCAAGACUAGAGCACAAACUGUGUGUGGCUAAAGAAAAUCCUGAUGAAACAUUUGAUCUUGCAGGUUGUAACCUAACUGAGGUUCCUCCUGGAGUAUUUUCAAUGUGCAGAGUGUUCAGGAAAAAAGUGCUUCUUCUUCAAGACAACUGUCUGACAACCUUAAAGGGGGGAGGAGUACUUGACGAUCUGCAAGAAUUGAAGGUGCUGAAUUUGAAUUACAACAAGAUUAAGGAACUUCCUGAAUGUUUUUCCUGUUUGAAAAAAUUAAAGAUAUUAAAUCUUAGAGGUAACAAGCUUCAAUAUCUCCCAUCUGUGAUAUGUAAAUUACCACAGCUACAAACUCUUGAUAUAAAGGAUAACCAGGAACUUCACCUUCUUCCAAAAGAAUUAUCACUGGUUCAAACUUUAAUAACCUUGACUUUAGACUGUGAUCAAUAUUCAUAUCCUCCCACAGAUAUCUGUAAAGAAGGUACUACGGCCAUUUUGAAGUUUUUGAGUUCAGAAAAUGGAACAGAGUUUGUUUCACCUCAUCAACAUAAGUCAAGUAUUUCUGACUCCCUAGAAGUUUACGAUGAUUGUACCUCCAUCCAGAAUAUUAUGUCAUCGUGGUCUGAGAAUAACCUUUUUGAGAAACGAAAACAGGAUCUUCUCCAGAUGGAAGAAGCUGUAAGACAAACACAAAAAAACCAGGCUCAAGCUGUUGCUGAAACAAUUGAGAGGAGAAUGAAACUUUUGGAGGAUGUAGCUAAUGAACAAGACAGAAUUCAGAAAGAAGUCGCCCUGAUUCAAGCUAAAAAAGAAAGAGAGAAACAGGUUCUUUUAUCUUCCUUAACCAUGUUGGAAGUCCACUCUGCACAGCUCAUAAACCAAAUUCUUAAUUUUAAUGAAAAACAUACCACCCAAGAACAGCUUAUAGAAGUCAUGAAGAGAGAAAGGCAAGAGACAGAAGAAUUACUUAUGUUAAGAAAAGAGGAGCAAGAAAAUCUCUGCAAAAAAGAUAUUCUUGAAUCAAUGAGGGAUAUGUUAAGAAAGGAAGAAAAACAGAAAAUGUAUGAAGUUAGUAAACAAGAAAUGAUGAGAAAAAUGCAUAACAGUUUUACUUCCUCUGACGAAAAGCUACAAGAGUUAAUGACAGUUCGAUACCAAGAUCAACAGGCUUUGCUGUAUGAAAUGCUUGAAGAGGAAUGUUACCAGAAACAAGCAUUUGAAAUUCUGCAACUACAGCGUGAUAAAAAGAACAGAGAGUUUACUCAGAAGAUAAAGUUGGUGGAGAAAGAACUAACUAAGCUUACUGGAGUAGAGUUGAAGAAAAAAGAUCUUAAAGUUAAUUUUGAAAUGAACACAUUGGCUGAAAAACGAACAAUCUUAGCUCAUCUUUUGUCAGAACUUUAUAAACAACAAAAUCAAAGAAAAGAAGAAUUAAAAAGAAGAAUAAAUGAAAUGGAAGAAAGGCGAGCAGCUGAAGUGCAAGAUUAUUGGUUGAUUCAGUUUCAGAGACUCUUAGACCAAAAACCUCAGGAACUUAUAUACAAAGAGUUAAACAUGGAUCCACAGGUGAAAGAACUACUUACAAAUGCAGGGGCUGUAGAUUAUAUCACUUUGUUUGCUACAAAAGAGAUCUCAAAAGACAAGCUCAUCAGCAUGACAGAAAAUGACUUAAGUAAGCUGGGUGUAACCAACAAUAGUGUUCGUGAAGCAAUCAUGAAUGUCACUUACAGAUACAACACAGAAAGAAAAACAGAUAAAGAAUUGAUUACUGAAGAAGAGAACAGACAACUCAAACACAAAGAAAUUUCAAGUGAACUUUUGGUACAAUCAGCUGAAGGAGGAUCUUUUGAACCUGUCAUUCCAUCAGCUCCAACUCUUACACAGAAAAAUGUGCAGCUGUGGACAAACACUGAGUGUGUGGUGUGUUUAGAGAGUGAGAGUGCUGUGAUCUUCUUACCUUGUGGUCACGUAUGCUGUUGUUGGACUUGUGCUGAACCUCUGGUUAACUGCCCAAUGUGUCGCAGUUAUAUUCAAAACAAAUUAUUUCUUGGUGGUUCAUAAAACAUAAGAUUGCCACUACACUCUUGUUCCAGUAAAACCAUCUUGUAAGCUUUAAGCUCAACUGAUAUGACUGAUUUUGUUGUUAAGUUUUUUUUUAAGGUGUGUUGCAUUAUGUUAUUUAUUUUCAUGUUCAUAGUUUGAUAUGUUUCUUAUAACUAAAAUAACAACACUUCAGUGAUCUAUUUAAACAUUUAGUAUAUUUAUCACAGUAAAAACUACUUAACUUAUAUUGUUCCUAUAUUACAUUGUAAUCAUUGUUAGAAUAAAAUGUACAGCAUUAACUAUAUUACACAGAGAGUUCAUUGUGUCUACAGAUUUGUCAUUUUUCCUGUUUUUGGAGGUUCCUGAUUUCUUCCCUCUAACUUUUGGCCAAAAGUUCCUGACUUCCCUAAUUUUUAAUUUGCAUAUGAUUAAAAGUAUAAAACACUGCUCAAAAUCAGCCUUGAAAUAAUUUCAGGACAUCUAAUAUCCAAGAGGUUUUGGUGCCUCAGGUAGGCUCCAACCUCUGACUUAUGGUUUGUAUUAAUGAAUGUAUAUAUUAACUUUCAUGUUAAUUAGGAACAUCUUUUUAACAAUCAUAUUGAACAUAAAUGCUGUGAGAUCUCUUUAUGUGGAUGAUUCAAGCUUCAUUCAUUCUUUUCAUACAGCUUGAAAGAUUGUGACUGCUUGGAAUUCUAACAUUUUUUAAGAUGUUUUCCUUAAAAAUUUGACAAUUCCAAAUUUUUGUGAAGAGAUAUCCUUGUAAACCUUUGCCUUAGUCCAGUCUUAUAUUACUAUAAACAAAGUAUUUUAUCUAUUCUAUGCUGUACCUGAAAAAAGACUAUUCAUAUGUACAACUAAAAGAUCAAGAUAUGAAAAUGUUUAUUUCUUUCAUAGAAUGCCAUGUAAAAAAGUUUUUUGUUUAAGUACGUUAAUUAUAAAAGGAUGUCUGUAAUAGCCAGCUCUGUAGACACAUCACUGUGAGUGUUAUUAUUAUUUUUCAUAACAACACCCUAUGGGUAUAAUAUUGAAAUAAUAUUUUUAAAUGUUCCUGUAAUUUCAUUGUUGACUCCUGAAUUUUUCUCCAUCUUGUUCCUGGUUUCUUUAUUUUUUUCACAAACUCUGUAGACACAUCACUGUGAGUGUUAUUAUUAUUAAAGAUAUCUUGAAGGAUAUAAUGUAUGUCUAUUGUUGUAACAAACACCAAAUCUCAUUAAUGAGGCUUGUUUUACAAAGUGUAUGAUACAUAUAGAAGACAUGUAAAAACAGGUCAUUAUAAUCACAACUUACCAUAACAUGACUAUUGGCCUGCUACAGUAAAGUAAUCAAGUUGCCCAACUAAAUUUUUGCAACUAUUAAAAUUGAUGAAAAAUAGAAGAGGUGAAUAUAAUAUUAUAUAUGGAAUUUUGAGUCUGUCUUACUUCAAGAAAAGAAAUAUUUAACAUGUAUACAAUGAAUAUAAUAUUGUUUUACAAGUCUGACCAUCCAACAAAUAAAACAAACUAUAAAAGUCCUUGAUUAUCAUCAGUUGCCUUCAGCAUUGUUAAUGUUGUAUUAUUCUAUUUCUCAUAAACAACAAUUUAUUUGAAUUUAUGAAACUUGUUAAAAAUAUCUUGCUUUGAAUAACAAAUACUGAAAAUAUUCCUGCGUGGAAACAGUUACACAUCCAUUAUUUCUUUCAAUGGUCCAUCAGGUUUUGCUUGUCAUGUAAUUAACCUUCUUUUAUUUAGUUUUUUUCUUAUUUCAGGAAUCUUUAUUCUAUAUACUUCAGGUAGAAAUUAAUCACAGUUAAAAGAAUAAACUUAUAUAUAUGAAUAAAGUUCAGCUUCUAGUAUAUA